AAAUGUUAAAUGACAUGUUAUAUAUUGAUUAUUAUAUGUUUUGGGCCGCCUUUAAAUCGUAAAUUUUCAUUAAAACUGUGCUCGCAAAAAGGCUGAAAAAAGCUGAUUAUCGAAAUAAUCAAAUCGAACCAAUUGACGAUCAAAGAUGGCAAAUAUUGAGAAACAACAUGAAAUCGUGAAGACAAGCCUAUUCAAAUUCGUGAACGAGCAUAUAUCCGGGGCUGAUUUAUCCGUCGUCGAUGAAAUCGUAUUGUCCUAUGUCAUAUCGAUUUUGGAGGAGGCAUCGCAGGAUCCAUGCUUUGAUGUGGACGGUUUUAUUGAAAUGAUGUCCGCAUAUUUCCCAGAAUUUUCAGGAAUUGAUCCAGCAACCGUAUGCACAUGGAUAUUCCAAUUGGAAAAUCAAUUGUCCAGCUUGAACAAAACUGCCGAAUCGCAAAAUUUUUCACUCAAAUCGUUAAGUCUUUCCGAUAUAAUUCCCGAAUCGAAACUUCGAGCACGACCACCAUCCAUUUCGGAUGGCGUUGAAACCAGCUCAAAUAAUGCCAAACGGACGCAGCAUCUGUCGGAAACCAGCGAUUGUGGAUCGACGGACAGUUCGGGAUGUGAUUUCUUUUCGGAUGAAUGCGAUGUACUGCAAGAAAUGUUUCCGGAGAGCUCCUUCUUGGAGGUGAAACAUUGUGUGACGAUUGCGAAUGGUGAUAUCGAUAGAGCCACUCAAAUUCUACUGGAUAGACAGGAGGCUGGCCAGAGUUUAACCGCCAAUUUUACCAAUUUACAUGCACCGAAAAACCAAGUCAUCGAUGAUAACGAACUCAAAAAUCGCAUUAUUUCUAGAUACUCGUACGUUGAUAAGAACGCUGAAAAUAAGGAAUACAAGCCAGUAAUACCGAAAGUCGAACCAAAAAAAUUGGUUCGUUAUCGUGACAACAAAAUUGUUUCGCUAAAGGGCGAACGUUACACAGACGUUCGUCGCGAUGAGGAUGCUGAGUUGAAAAAACCCAAGAAGCCGAUUUGUCCGUAACUAAAAUUGAUAUUAAUUCAUGCAAGGCAUUUUACACGUUUUAAACAAAUCAUAUUCGUACUCGUAAAUGUGUUAGUAGUAAUUGUACAGAUCGGAAGCAACCAACAACAACAACAACAAAAACAUCAACAAUUGAACACACCACAAAAAUCCAAAAUUAUUACGGUCGUACUAAAUGUUAUUGCUGUUAUUGCCCUAGUCAAAUGUGCAUUUCGUAAAUAUGUUUGUUAUUACAGUCAAUGUGACAUGAUCGAUGUGCUCGACAACGAUACGGAUCGAUCGAAACGUACUAAUUCAAGUCAUUUCCGUGAAAUUUCGUUUUAUUUUAAAUGCCCUGUGUUGAAUUUCGUCAAUUUUAGUUGUGCGACACAGCCAGCGACGAAAAGUGACAUUGAUUGCGGUUCGCUGAACAAACCAUUUAUUCCUAACGAACAAGAAAUCUCGCAUAGAACAAAUAUUCUUAGUUUAUCAUCAAUAUUAUUUCCAGUAAGUACUGAACGCCAAUUAGUUAUCAUAUUUUGUAUAGUAGAGUACCGUAAAGAAGAAGAAGACUUCAUCACACAUAAUAACAACAACAAAAAAAUGAACAACAUCGUUCCGGACACCGAUGCCAUGGUUAAGUAUUUAAACAACAACAACAAUUCAAUUUACAAUUUUAGUUUAUUUAUUGUCAAUGAUUGGCUGCCAAUCAUUACAACUAUUUUGUACUUAGCGAUUAACGAUUUCACUUUAAUUUUAAUUAAUUUUUACGUAGUAGGAUGUUCCGUUCAAUCGUAUUUGGGUGGAUUGAUUCGAAAUUUGCUGCGAAAUGUUCGAUUAAUUUACACGGAUUUGAUUGGUAAACGCUGGACGCAUUUGAUGCGAACAGCUUUAAAGAAUUCCAUGAUAAUUGAAUUGUGAUAUUUAGAACUCAAUUGAUUUAUGCGAGCGUGUGA
Messenger RNA from Bradysia coprophila, 1956 nucleotides. RefSeq names its product CUE domain-containing protein 2-A. The record is from RefSeq and is a predicted model, not a curated record. Lineage: Eukaryota; Metazoa; Arthropoda; Insecta; Diptera; Sciaridae.